Mucor mucedo is the source of this 1387-nucleotide messenger RNA. Its product is annotated as WD40-repeat-containing domain protein. Gene Ontology annotation, biological process: protein secretion. Gene Ontology annotation, molecular function: guanyl-nucleotide exchange factor activity; protein binding; GTPase activator activity. Gene Ontology annotation, cellular component: endoplasmic reticulum membrane. The transcript has 4 exons. Bases 4 to 1320 code for a protein of 438 amino acids. Lineage: Eukaryota; Fungi; Mucoromycota; Mucoromycetes; Mucorales; Mucoraceae. The record is from RefSeq and is a predicted model, not a curated record.
CUCAUGAGUUGUCCUACCUUUAAAGUAACGAUUGGAGUUCCCAUCUUUGGGCUUGCAUUUACCUCAUCGAACCAGUUAAUUUUGGGUGGAGGUGGAGGUAAUACUCGCUCAGGUGUCAAGAACAAGUUGUCUUCAUUUAAGGUCGAUGUGCGUAGAAAGGAUCUAGAGGAAGAUGCUACUUUUGAAUUUGAAAAGGGGGAAGACGCGCCCAUGUGUUUAGAUGUUCAUCCUAGACAAGAUUAUGUUGUUACAAGUGUAAAUAGCACAGUGGAAGACAUGAUAGCCCGCAAGAAUACAAACUGCCGUCACUUCAAAAUUGCACACGACAAGUUUGAAUUAGAAAAGGCGUUGAGCACAUUGCAAAGUGAAAAGGAAGAGGACUAUCAAAAGGUAGUACGUUUUAGUGAGGAUGGUAGUUUAGUAGCUACGGGAAAUACAGAUGGAUAUGUCAAUGUGUUCAGAUAUCCCGAAUUCGAAGCGAUUUGUGAACCCAUUCAGGUUUCAACAGAUGAUGAAGUAUUGGAUGUGGAUAUCAAUCUUGAAAAGGAAAAAUUAACGUGUGUCUUACGAGACGGUUUAAGAUUGAUUAAUUUACGUGGCAAAAACGUCGGUCAGACUGUGCAGACAAUUUCUGCUACCACUGUGGUUAAAAACGAAAAGACGCAAUUCAGGGCCUUUCGCUAUGGUCGGGGUUACACAAAGGAUUUUGGUUUUGCUGUGGUGAAUGGUAUUACAAAGCCUGGUGCUUACAUUGUCAAAUAUGAUGCCUAUUCAUUCGAUCAAGUCAAGAUAUCCAAAGUCAGUUCGAAACCUAUCACUGCGUUUACGAUUGGACAAGAUGGUGCUGUAUUAGCUUUUGCUUCAGCUGAUCUCAGUAUAACUCUGUUGGAUGCUCAAACACUGAAAGUACUUACCAAAGUAAAGGACGCUCAUACGUUUUCAAUCACAAGUAUCGCUAUUAGUCCCGAUAGACGAUUAUUAGCAAGUGCAUCUGCGGAUACUACCUGUCGUAUUGUUUCUCUCCCACUUCAAUUCAACAAUGCCUUGUCUAUUAACCCAUUGUAUACACUUUUGUUGGCAUUGGUUGUUGCAGGUCUUCUCCUCUUGUUGAUGUCGGUGCUUGAUCUGGAUCCUUACUUUAAAGCGAGAGAAGAUGCCUAUAAGAACCCUGUCUCCGCUGAAACCACAACUACUACUACUACUGCUGACAAUGUAGCCACAUUCUCACCUUCUGCCACUAUUGAAGCUAUCAUUACUACGAUUAUUACUGAAACACCUACAUUUGUUGAACACGUUUUUGCAAGCAAAGAUGAAUUAUAAAAAAUGUUUAUACAACAACAACAAUAAUAAUAAUAAUAAAAAAAGAGAGAUUUAAUAUAUGUAUAUA